Fusarium mangiferae is the source of this 1158-nucleotide messenger RNA. RefSeq lists its product as uncharacterized. NCBI's taxonomy places the organism in Eukaryota, Fungi, Ascomycota, Sordariomycetes, Hypocreales, Nectriaceae. Gene Ontology annotation, molecular function: methyltransferase activity. The transcript is spliced from 7 exons. The record is from RefSeq and is a predicted model, not a curated record. The coding region runs from base 1 to 1158 and encodes 385 amino acids.
AUGUCAAAUCAAUCCAUAGGAAACACAACACCGGCCGUGGCGUCAACACCGGUCGCUGUCCCUACUGUACCUAUUGAGUCCCCCUCAAGAUCUCCGCCGGCUCAGAACGAACUUGUCCCUGCAGACGAUUUCGAUCAUGAUUCUCAAGGGGAUGUUGACUCUUCUCUUGGAACCGAUGCUGAAAGCUCAACCGCCUCAGUUUCUGCCAGUAUCCUCGAGUACCGCCGAAGCCAAGGACGCACGUACCACAGCGACAAAUUCACCUCAAACUACUUUUUCCCUAACGACGAUCAACAACUAGAGUCAAUGGACUUAACGCACCAUUACUUGACGCUUCUUUUGGACAACGAAUUGUUUCUCGCUCCUGUGAAGACAGACUCUACACAGGUGGGACGUUCUCACAAAAACUCAAGCUGGUUGGAAGUAUUUGUGCUGACUUUUAUAACGCUUCUCGCAGCAAGUUCUAGAUGUUGGGACUGGAAGUGUGAAUUCGCCGACCGAUACCCCGAUGUAGAAGUCAUUGGCACAGACCUUUCCCCUUGCCAACCCCAAUGGGUCCCGCCGAACGUUCGAUUCGAAAUUGACGAUGCAAGUCUAUCCUGGACAUGGAAGGAGAAUCACUUUGACUUGAUCCAUAUGCGAGACCUCUUUGGCGCUAUCAAAGACUGGAACACUCUAUUGAGAGAGGCGUAUCGCUGUUGUGCUCCGGGAGGCUGGGUCCAGUCCGGUGAAGCCGAUAUUACGUUCCGCAGUGACGAUGGAACUACUGAGUUGGAGCCUGUAUUCAAAACCUGCCAGAAGCUCUUUGAAGAUGGUAGCAGAAUUCUAGGCAACCCUUUUUUUGUGCACGAUUUGCAGCAGAAAGCGUUUGAAGAGGCUGGCCUGGGAGACAUCAGAACGGUCGAUUAUAAGCUUCCUGUUGGUGGUUGGCCUAAGGACCCAAAACUCGCCGAGAUUGGUCGAUUCGUUAAGUUCACAAUAGAGAACGACUUGGAGGGUUACACACUCAUGAUGUGGCACGAUGUUGUCCAAUGGCCCCGAGAUGAGUACCAGGUGUUUCUCAUGAGCAUGCGCAGAGCGAUACGCAACCCGGAGGUUCAUAGCUACAUGGUUGUGCGUUACGUCUACGGCUGCAAGCAGGUGCAAGGCCCGAUAUAG